Messenger RNA from Ostertagia ostertagi, 483 nucleotides. The record is from the annotation of a GenBank genome assembly. Lineage: Eukaryota; Metazoa; Nematoda; Chromadorea; Rhabditida; Trichostrongylidae.
AUGAAAGCGCUGAAAAAGAAGAGUAGGACGAAGAACGAGUAUCAGCAUAAGAAACCCAAAAUGAGCGACGACAGCGGAUGUGCUCAAGACUUAUCAGAAAAAAAGAAAAUGUUGGUAAUGGCUUCUCUCAAUCGAGAGUCUCUUUUCAAAAGGAAUGUGUGCUCUUUUGGACCAACAACCAUGCGGUCAACGAUGUGCUACUGUAUGGCGGCGUUAGCUCAACCUAGACAAGGCGAUGUGGUACUUGAUCCAAUGUGUGGUGGUGGCUCCAUUCCGCUCGAGGCUGCGCUGGCAUUUCCAGGAUGCCUGUUCAUCGGUGCUGACAUCCAUCCAAAAGCUAUUGAGCGGUGUUUGCAAAACGUGCAACACUGCGAGGCCGAAUUGAUGCAAAGCGGUUCGGAAUUGUCGUUCGUUGCUUGUGAUGCAGUCAACUUACCGUUUUCUGAAAGCUCCAUCGACAGCAUUGUCACUGAUCUCCCGUAG